Molecule: messenger RNA, 1279 nt
Organism: Nestor notabilis (Kea)
Lineage: Eukaryota; Metazoa; Chordata; Aves; Psittaciformes; Psittacidae
Gene: CNP
Product: 2',3'-cyclic nucleotide 3' phosphodiesterase
Biological process (GO): cyclic nucleotide catabolic process
Cellular component (GO): cytoplasm; membrane
Molecular function (GO): 2',3'-cyclic-nucleotide 3'-phosphodiesterase activity
Source: RefSeq, a predicted model, not a curated record
AGGCUUCUCCAAGAAGAGUCACCCAUUCCUGCCCAAAAUAUUUAGGAAAAUGUCUACUCAAUCAGCCAAAGAACGACCCGAAAGUUUGCACUUCCCCUUCCUCGACGACGAAGACACCAUCUCCACGCUCAAAGAGUCCAAAACCUUCUUUAUCCUACGAGGCCUGCCCGGCAGCGGGAAGUCUACGCUGGCCCAGGCUAUCCAAGACCGGUAUAAAGAUGCCUGCAAGGUCAUCUCUGUCGAUAGCUAUAAAAUCACACCUUCCAUUAGGAGCGCCAUUCCUGAAGAGUAUUCCAAGGUGGAUGAGGAUCUAGUUGACUAUUGCAAACGAGACAUCAGCGUUAUCGUUUUGGAUGACACUCACCACGAGAGGGAACGACUGGACCAACUCUUUGAUAUCGCUGACAAAUACCGGUACAAAGUCAUCUUCGCCGAGCCCAAAACCCCGUGGCGACAGGAUUGCUUGCAGCUGAAGGAAAAGAACCAAUGGAAACUGUCAGUGGAAGAGCUGAAGAAGAUGAAGCCCAGCUUGGAGAAGGAAUUCCUACCCAUGUAUUUCGGGUGGUUUUUGAGCAAAAGAAGCUCGGAGAUCCUGCGGAAGGCUGGCCAGGCCUUCUUAGAUGAGCUUGCAAGUCUCAAGGCCUUCAAAAAGGAGAGUAAAUACUUUGCUUCUGCUAUCGAAGACCCCAAAAUCAAAAUCGCUCUCACCAGCUACUUCGUGAAGAGGCCGCCCGGGGUCCUGCACUGCACCACGAAAUACACCGAGUUCGGGAAGGCAGCUGGGGCCGAGGAGUACGCACAGCAGGAAGCUGUGAAGGCUUCAUACGGCAAAGGCUUCACCUUGUCCAUCUCGGCCCUGUUCAUCACAACAAAAACUGUGGGUGCUCGCGUGGACCUGAGCGAGCAGCAGCUGCUGCUGUGGCCUGGGGAUCGACAAGAUCCUGCCCAUGCCGACAAGAUCCUCCCCACCGACAACCUCCCGAAGGGCAGCCGGGCCCACAUCACCCUCGGCUGCGCCAACGGCGUCGAGGCCGUGCAGACCGGGCUGGAUCUGCUGGAGUUCGUGAAGCUGGAAAAGGCAGGGAACAAAGGGGAUGAAGUGGGGGAGAUUGGAGGCGGGAAACUGCUCUAUUUUGAUAACGGGAUGUGGAUGCUCACCCUCUCGAAAAAGAUCGAUGUGAAGGCAAUAUUCUCGGGUUACUACGGGAAAGGGAAACUUGUGCCAACACAGAGCACCAACAAACGGGGCUCUGCUUUUAGCUCUUGCACCAUCAUCUAG